Pogoniulus pusillus (Red-fronted tinkerbird) is the source of this 2364-nucleotide messenger RNA. RefSeq names its product angiopoietin 2 (gene ANGPT2). Gene Ontology annotation, molecular function: receptor tyrosine kinase binding. The record is from RefSeq and is a predicted model, not a curated record. Gene Ontology annotation, biological process: Tie signaling pathway. Bases 359 to 1843 code for a protein of 494 amino acids. The transcript is spliced from 9 exons. Lineage: Eukaryota; Metazoa; Chordata; Aves; Piciformes; Lybiidae.
AGGCUGGGAGGGAGGAGCAGCUCCGCUCCACAUGUCUGCCUGCUCUUAUCAACUUAUCAUAUAAGGAAGCGAAGUGAUUGAUUCGGGUAGCGGAGCUCUGACUCCUUGGCACGGCCGCGGCGAGAAAGCUUGCCGGGGGCUGCCGGCGCUCCCCGCAUCUGACAGCUCGGGGCAGGGCGGCGGGACAGGAGCCGGCGCGCCUCCAGCUAGCGAGCGGGACAGUGAAAAGCCCAGCCCGCCCUGCCGCGGGCGGCACAUGGCCCCAGCGCGGCCGCUCAGCGCAGGUUAGCCCGCUCCGCCUCCGCUCGCCAGCGCCUGCAGCUCGCUCGGCUCCUCGGUACCGACCGCCGGAGGUAAAAUGCAGUUGACUGCCUACUUCUUCUGGGGAUGCGGGAUUUUCCUAGCUUCAGGAUACAACUCCUUCAGUAGGAGCAUGGAGACGAUAGGCAAGAAGCAGUACCAAGUUCAGCACGGGUCAUGCAGUUACACCUUUCUUUUACCCGAGACGGACAACUGCCGAUCUUCUACUUCUUACGUGUCCAACGCAGUGCAAAGGGACGCACCUUUAGACUAUGAUGAUUCAGUUCAAAGACUGCAGCUACUUGAAAACAUCAUGGAAAACAACACUCAGUGGCUAAUGAAGCUUGAGAAUUACAUCCAAGACAGUAUGAAGAAAGAAAUGGUAGAGAUCCAGCAAACUGCAGUGCAGAACCAGACUGCAGUAAUGAUUGAAAUAGGCACAAACUUACUAAAUCAAACAGCUGAACAGACCCGCAAAUUAACAGAUGUUGAAGCACAAGUAUUAAACCAGACAACCAGACUUGAACUUCAGCUUUUGGAACACUCUCUUUCAACAAACAAACUAGAAAGACAGAUCUCAGAUCAGACCAACGAGAUAACUAAGUUACAAGAAAAAAACAGUUUUCUAGAAAAAAGAGUCCUUGAGAUGGAAGAUAAGCACACCCUUCAGCUGAAAUCAAUAAAAGAUGAAAAAGAUCAGCUUCAAGUCCUAGUAGCCAGACAGAAUUCUAUUAUAGAAGAACUAGAAAAACAGUUAGUCACAGCUACAGUAAACAACUCGGUUCUACAAAAACAGCAACAUGAUCUGAUGGAGACUGUUCACAACUUGCUUACUAUGAUAUCUACACCAAAUUCUAAGCACAACUUCAUAGCUAAAGAGGAGCAAAUCAGCUUCAAAGACUGUGCUGAAGCCUUCAAAUCUGGACUGACAACAAGUGGAAUCUACACAUUGACAGUUUCAAACACUGUACAAGAAAAGAAGGCCUACUGUGACAUGGAAACUGGUGGAGGAGGUUGGACAGUUAUUCAGAGACGUGAAGAUGGCAGUGUGGACUUUCACCGGACAUGGAAAGAGUACAAGAUGGGAUUUGGUGACCCUGCUGGGGAGUACUGGCUGGGAAAUGAGUUUGUUUCUCAACUGACUAAUCAGAAGCGUUACGUUCUUAAAAUACACCUGAAAGACUGGGAAGGAAAUGAGGCAUAUUCACUGUAUGAUCACUUCUCUCUGGCAACUGAAGAACUAAAAUACAGGAUCUACCUUAAAGGACUUACUGGGACAGCAGGCAAAAUAAGUAGCAUAAGCCAACCAGGAAAUGAUUUUAGCACAAAGGAUGCAGACAAUGACAAAUGUAUUUGCAAAUGUUCACAAAUGCUAACAGGAGGAUGGUGGUUUGAUGCAUGUGGUCCUUCUAACCUUAAUGGAAUGUAUUAUCCACUACGACAGAACAACAAUAAGUUCAACGGUAUCAAGUGGUACUAUUGGAAAGGCUCGGGAUACUCUCUCAAAGCCACAACUAUGAUGAUUCGACCAGCAGAUUUCUAAAUGCUUUUGCAUGAUGUGAAUUAUGCAUUGUAUAAUCUUCAAAGACUUCAUUUGCUGAGUAUAUAAACACACAUCUGCAACUUGUCUCAUUUUCAAGCCCAGAAAACACGCGCUAGUGUUCUGAAGGGAUCAUGUUCAGUACAAUCCUUAAUUGCAAUAACCUUGAUCAGCUAAAUCUCAUAUUACUCAACCACACACAAAGUCCAAAGCAUCAACCUGAUAUAAAACAACUGAAUAAAAAGAACAUCCAAAGAACUGUUGCACAACUUAAGGACUGUGUUUUAUUGUUCAUUUAUGUUAUGUAUUUGUUAGUAAAUAACUGGAACUGUGAAAAAUACCUGCAAUAGUUUUAGAAAUAUGCAUUUUGCCUCACUGGUGAACUUUCAACAUUACUUCAGUAUAAAACACUUAAUUAGACCUAGAACUAUUUAUCUCUGUGUCAUGUUUGCCUUUUAUGUACAUAAAAUAUUGUCUUGUAAUUUGUUCAAUACUGUAGUUAAAGAAUACAUGCUUUCUUCUCA